Molecule: messenger RNA, 393 nt
Organism: Papaver somniferum (opium poppy)
Lineage: Eukaryota; Viridiplantae; Streptophyta; Magnoliopsida; Ranunculales; Papaveraceae
Exons: 1
Coding region: 1-393 (130 amino acids)
Molecular function (GO): nucleic acid binding; RNA-DNA hybrid ribonuclease activity
Source: RefSeq, a predicted model, not a curated record
AUGUCGCGUAAAAAACCUGUUAAUACAACUAGACAACCAAGACUGAAUUUACAUUGGACUCCCCCUCCUAAUGGAACUCUUACUAUUAAUUCUGAUGGUUCUUUUAAUAAUUAUUAUGGAGGCAUUGGUCUAAUUAUUCGUGAUUUUGCAGGUUGUCACAAAGGUUCAAGGUGCAUCUAUCUAGCUAAAGCUUCAAGUCCAGAACAUGCAGAGUGCAAUGGUUUAUGGGAAGCGGUGAAGUGGGCUAAAGAGAUGAAUUUGCGAGAAGUGCACUUUGAAUUGGACUCAAAGAUGGUGGUGGAUGCAGUGAAAAACAACACUUACAACAUAGAUUGGAGAUUGCAUAAUCUCAUUAGAGAUAUCAAGACUUUUUUUCAAGCUUUUAGCUUCUGA